Messenger RNA from Stylophora pistillata, 1705 nucleotides. RefSeq lists its product as uncharacterized. Gene Ontology annotation, molecular function: oxidoreductase activity. The record is from RefSeq and is a predicted model, not a curated record. NCBI's taxonomy places the organism in Eukaryota, Metazoa, Cnidaria, Anthozoa, Scleractinia, Pocilloporidae.
GAGAAUUUUCAGAAAUCGCUUCAACCUGUUGGGCUAUCCAAAAGAAGACUGCAUCAAAACGAACCAAGAGCUAGGAAAUAAAUGAUGUUAGUUUAAGGAGGGAAACUGCCAAAGGAAAGCGUAGAGAAGAAUGGAUUUCAAGGAGUUCAACAAUAACUCUUUUACUUAACUGAAUGAAAGAAUGUCAAGUGUUUCCUGGUUUCCAUGCUGCAGUUUUGUUUGGAGCACAGUCAGAAGACAGUUGACAGAAUGAGUGCUGCUGAUUAUGAAGAGAAGGUGGCUUCACCUCACCUUGAUACCCAAGUUGCCGUGGUCGGCGGAGGAAUGGCUGGGCUAGCUGCAGCAACAGCUCUGUCAGAGGCUGGUCUUCAGGUUAUCUUAUUGGAAGCUUCUGAUUACUUUGGUGGAAGAGUGAAACAAGUUCAACCAUUUGAAGGAUUUGCUCCAAUUGAUCUUGGUGGAGAGUUUAUCCAUGGAUCAGAUAGUAUUAUAACCAGGACAGCGAAAGAAAAUGGCUGGGUUGUGCAACCAUGCUACAAAUGUGAGGGAAUGGAGAAAGAAUACAUGUUUUUCUACAAAGAUGAAUUUCAUCCAUUGUUAAAUAGCCAUCCUGAUAUUCAGGAAGCCUGGAAAGCUUGGGAUGAUAUCAUUUUUCUUUGGGACAAGAUAUCUAAAAGUGAACUCUGUCAAAAUGCCAAAAACGCCUCCUGUGAAGAUAAUGGUAAAAGUGCAGGGAGUCACCAUGUUAAACCUGAUUCAGAAUCUAAGGCAAAUUCUACCCAUGCAGAAUUAGAAAGGGCAACAGAAAUUGUCAGCAUACAGAACCCUGGAGUUGAUGCCAAGGAUUUUAAAGACAUGAGUAUUCAGCAGUGGUUGGAGAGACAGAAGUGUAAUGACGAUGUGAUGGCAGUGUUUGAUUCUAUGUAUUGUCAAACAGUUGCCGCGGCACCCAGGCAGAUGGGUCUGUAUGAGUGUGCGCGGGAAGAAAAUGCUUGGACAUAUGGUGAUGGGAAUUUCAGGUUGGCGGGAUCUUACUCUCUGCUUGUAGAACAUUUCCUGAAGAAGUGUUCUGAAGUCGAGAAACGGCUUUGUUGGCAAGUGACAGAGGUUAAUUGGAAAGGUGAGAAUGGUAAAGAUAAAAAAGAAAAACAGGGCGAGUCAAAAGCAGGUGGACUUAUUUGGCUUAAAAAUCAACUCGGUCAAACAUUAACCGCCAAAUAUGUAAUUAUUACUGUGCCACUGACAAUUCUCAAAGAUGGUGAUAUAAACUUCAUUCCACCGUUGCCGGCGAGCAAAAAAAGAGCCAUCGACGGAAUAGAAAUGAGAGGGGCACUGAAAAUUGUCUGUCGUUUCAAGUCACAAUUCUGGCCAGACAACUUGAACCUUAUAUACAGAGUACGGGGCUUUGUCAGCCAAAUAUGGAUGUACACAUAUGACUCGAUGAAGAGCGCUGAGAAGUGUCACCUGAUCGCGGGCUUCCAAACGGCUGAGCCCGCAGAAGAGAAAAUCAACCUCAGCGAACAGGAAGUUUUAGAUGGGUUUCUCCAAGAUCUCGAUCACAUUUUUCGAACCGCCUCCAACCUACACCCCGCUACUGAUUCAUUCACGGACUACGUCUAUUACCAUUGGUCCAAACAUCCUUUUAUUCGCGGGGGUUACAGCUCUCCAACAGUUCAUGCAAAUGGCUUGCGCCACGAGCUUGGGC